CGUCCGCGAUAGGGACCGCGGCGGUGACCCCAUUGCUAAAGAAGAAACGAACGAUGAGAGAUAAUGCAUCGAUGCUGUGCGAUUGGCAAAAAAAACACGGACGAGGGAGCUGAAUUGGAUUAAGGGUAUAUGGGUCCUUUUUUUAAUAAUCGGUGUCUUUUUUGUCUAAUUUUAGAAUUGGGCCUACUUUUGUCCAAGGAGAAGCUGGAGGCAUUAUUCUUGUCAUUUUUUCUAAUUUUCAAAGUUGCAAACUCCAAAUUAAAUAUAAUUAAAAAUUGAUAUUCCUAAUUAAGUGAAUAAAAAGAAAUUGUUUGACUAAAAACAAUCAAUUUUGCGAAUCAAUUUGGGACGGAGGUAGUAUAAAAUAAUCCAUACGUAUUGUAUAUAAAAACUGGUAUUAUUAAUUAAUAGGUCAUGCUUAUUUUAUAUUAAAUAUACGUAGUAUAUUUUUAGUUUCUUAAUUAAAUCGGGGUUUUCAGCUUGGGUCGGGCAUAAAAUUUUAGAACCUGAAUUAGGACUAGUGGUGGAUUUAGUAUCUAACUUUUAGGUGUUCAAUGUUUUAAAUAUUAAAAUUUUAAAGAAGAAUAAAUAUAAUUAUAUUAAAUUACACACAUAUACUUGCAUGAUUUUAUAAAUUUUGAGUGUUCAUGUGAACACCUUGGAACACUACCACAUCCGCCAUUGAUUAGGACCCAUGUUUUUGGGUUCAAAUCGGGUAUUUAAACCCGAACCGAUCAUUUUUAAAAUAAACCCAAACCAAUGCCAUAUCUCGCGUUGAGUUCAUUUGAUUAUCGGGUUUUGGGUCGUUUUUUCUCACCCCUAAUUUGUGGUUAGGGUGGACUUUAACCCAACCCAAUUGUUUUAAAUUAUAGGUAUAGAUUUCAAAUUAAUGACUAGCUCACUCCAAAAUUAAUGUCCUGCCUCGCCGUGUAGGCGUCCCUGGGAGUCUUUGACUUGCGUUGGCGCGUUGCUGCCUCCUGGCCAGCAUAGAGGCACUCCAAUUUCGCCUCCUGCCUCUACCUCUCUCCGACUCUCCCAAUUCAGCAAUCCGCUGUCCAGAAAAGGUAAAUCAGAAGCAAACUCCAAAGCGCGUCGAUCAACCCUUGGCGGUGGUUCUGAAGGAGGCCUGACCCUCUCAACGAUUGUUGAUGCACCAAUCAGGAAGAGACCGAUCAUUUUCUCCGCGUUGUCCGUACCCUGCACUGCUCGGUUCUCCUCAUCUGCGACAAAUUGAUCGCCAAUCCCCUGCUUACCAAUGCCAGCGAUCUCCAUCUGCAACCGUCCUCCUUCGAUCUCGAUGCUCAAGCCCUACGGAGAUGGGAAACGCCAGGCCCAAUCGCCACAAAAGGACGUUGCCGGAAAAUCGCUCCAGCCUCGUCGCAGCUCGCCCGUGUCGUCUGCCUUUCGCCUCGGUCCCAGCCGAGAUGAAUUGCACUCGUCCAACUGUCUUCUCUACUUUGCUGCUCUCGAUCCUCAACCAAAAGCCGAGAUCGGAAAGACAAGCCUAGCGGCGGCAAAGCCCUAGGAGGACCGAAGAUUUAGAGAGCUAAGCUCUCGCUCCGGAAGGGAAAAGAACUCCAGGUUGCAUUUUGGAUCCUCAAAGAACAAUCAAGUGGUGGUCUUUGACUAAAUUAGAAAUAUCAGGAGUGAAUUUGCCUCAGACUGUAGUUGAAAAGAUAUUAUCUGGUUGUCCUGUUUUGAACUUCUUGGAUCUGAGUGAGUGUAGGGGUUUCACUUGUAUAGAGAUCAACUCUCAAAAUCUACGUGAAUUGCGAAUAAGGGACUCAAGAUGAAGAAAGUACAGUGAGGGUUUCCUGCAAAUUUCAGCCCCCUAUAUAACACAUUUGAGUCUUUGGUUGUAUCCUAAUGGAAGACAGAUAAACCUCAAAGACAUCUCAUCUCUUGUUAGUGCUAAUAUUGAUUUUAUUGAACUAUUUUGGGAUUUUAUACUCCCUGAAGAGCUGUGUAGUACGCAGGAAAUUUUUGAAAAGAUUCAUCACGUCAAGAAGCUUGAACUAGGUCCUGAGGACCUGAACCCCUUAAGGUGUGUAUUGAUGCUCCAAAUUUUAUUUUCCAUUAUUGUGUCUCAAGAAUUGAAAUUCAAACAUUCUAGCCAAACUUAGUGGAAUUCGUUUAUGUUGUCUCUCAAUAGAAUAGUCUCAUUGAAUUUCUAUAUUUCCAAAUGGUCUUCACUUGUAUCAUGGCAUUAACCAAAUUGAUACAUCUUCCUUUCCUGUAUAGAGAGUUAUGGGAGAAAAUACAUUUGCGAUAAAGACACCAAGUUUAGAUAAAAAAGAUUUGUGCAGAACUUUAAAAAUAUGCGUAGAUAUAAUUUUGAGAGACAAACUUUGUCACCAAAGAAUCAACAUGAGGAGUGUCAUGGAUUUGUUACAUGUUUUCAGGAAAGAGUAGCCAUAAGCUAAUUUAAUUGUUUGCAAGCUUAUUAGUUAUGCAGCAAAGUUCAGUUGUUUUGCGCCCCUGUGGUGAUCAGUCAUUAAUUAGUGCCUUCAUCCAAAGUAGGGCUGGGCUGCAAUUUGAGUUUUCCAUUUCAUAUGGAAGAAUUAUUCUGCCCGUACCAUAACUGGAAGAAUAAAAAAAAUGUAUGGGAUUUGACCGAUUUCUUUUAUACUAUGUGAUUGUGAAACAGAUUUUAAAUUUUUUUAAUAUUCAUGGUCUUUUUUCUGGGAUCAUUAGCAAAAAGUGUAUGACUAUAUGAGGUAUAGAUCCGUUCAUUUUAGGCGUAAAAUGAAUGAAUGAUUAGAUUUGUUCGUUUUAGACAUAAAAUUGCUCAUUUAAGAUUUAACAAGCCAGGUUGAUUUUAAUGAGGUGACUGCAGGGGAGAAUCUAUGCACGGGCUAUGGUAGGUUGAAGUCCGGGGCAACUUAGAAAUUUUUCAAUUUUUUUAGUGUAAACUUUUCCAUUUUUCACGUUUAGCUCACCCCUCUAAUAUUUAAGCCUAGUAUAAUUUCUAUUCAACCGAAAGCAUCUCAGAUUCCUGGAUCCGCCCCUUGAUGACUGACUCUAUGUUUAUUCUUAUGGUUCACGAUUGGAUCUGUAAAAUCUGUUUGAAAGUUGUCUUAUAUGUGUUCUCAAUUUUAAUAUAAACUCGUCUUUUUUAAUGAUAAAAAUAUUCAUGAUUAAGAAUUAUUAUAAUCAUUACUUAUAUAAUUGGGAAAUCAUAAUUAUGAUUUCAAGAUGAUAAUUGUGUGGCUCAUAAUCGAUCAUCUCCUAACUUGAUUAAGCUCACAUUUUCUCCUAUAAAUAGGAGUUUCCUACUUGUUUCCUUCCAUUUCAUAACAAUUACAAAGAGUUGUCUCUAAACAAACAAUUCUUUGUGCACUAGACAAAUGAAUGUACGAAAGGUGUACACAUAAAUGUGUACAUCUAGCACAACCCUUAAACUAAAAUAAUGACUAGCUUAUUAGGAUGUUUUUACUUGGACGAUUUUCAGUCUCAAACCAUAUUAGACCAGAGCUAAACAAACCAGAUCAGAAAAGAUAAGAUUUAAAUAGAUCACACCAGACUUAAACAAACCAGACCAUUAAUAAAAACCACUUAGCCGGUGGGCGUAGCUCAACUGGUAGCGAGGGAGUGCCACAAGGGUUAGGUCUCGGGUUCGAAUCCCGACAACUGCGAUAAGGGGUUACUUUGCUGAAAAAUGCAUAGGGCCUCUGCAAGUACCGGGGACGGAGCCUCACUCUCUCUCUGUCAGGUUGUGAUUAUAGUUCAACUUACAUCCUCCCAUCGUGCUGUCCGGUCGGUGUUGGGGGUCCUGAGGGAUGGGGUGUCAUCCUUUUUUUUUAAAGGGAAAAGGGGCAAAUAAGCCCUCGAACUAAUAAAAAAAGUGCAAAUAAGCCCUUUUGUAGGAGGUUCUGUCCGAUCAUCGUCAUUGGGGGAGGUUCUCGGUGGAAUUUUUUGAUGAAUUUUUUUGAGCAUAUUCUUCAUUAAGUCUAGUUUAGCCAUACCGAAUUUCAGCUAAAAAUUCAACCGGGAAGGCACUCAAAUGAUUUUCGGAAAAAUACUGGGUUGUUUAACUGUGCAGUUAUCUUCAAAAAUUCAUUUGACUGUCUUCCCAGUUUAAUUUUUAGCUGAAAUUCAGUAGGACUAAACUAUACUUAAUGAAUAAGAUGCUCAAAAAUUUUCAUCAAAAAAUUCCACCGUGAACCUCCCCAAAUGACAAUGACUGGACGGAACCUCUUACAAAAGGGCUUAUUUGCACUUUUUUGAUUAGUUCGAGGGCUUAUUUGCCUCUUUUCCCUUUUUUAAAUAAAAACCACUUAAACAAACCACACCAGCAAUAAAAACCACUGAGGGAGUCAAGGCACGACAUCCUCCACUGGCUCCACACUCCCAUGAGUCACUCCCAUCCGGCCAGCCGUCAUCGUCGAGCGUCCUUGAUUAGCCCUCCAGUCCAGCUGCCCAGCUGACUUGCGCCGCCUCCCGCCGUCCAGAGUCCUGCACUCCUGCGUCUCCGCGUCGGCCGUCGGCGUCCCUGCGAGUCUGCGACCUGCGUUGGCGCGUUGCUGCCUCCUGACCGGCAUAGCGGCACUUCAGUUUCGCCUCCUGCCUCUAGAGCUCUCUCCAACUCCCAAUUCAGCAAUCCGCUGUCCAGGUAUUACUCUUUGCCUAUUACUUUUUUGUUUUUUAAUUCUAAUGGAUUAUUAGUUGAAUUUUUUAAUAGGUAAUAAAAAUGUGUUUAUUCAUUAUAAAGAUUAAAGAUAUUGUCAAUUUAGUACAUGUCUUAAUUCUAUUCAAUUUAGUACAUGUCUUAAUUCUAUUAAUUUAAAAUGUAAUUCAUAAGUGUAGUUCUUUUAAUUGUAAUACAUCACAAUUUCAUAUACAAUUCAAGAUUAGAGAAUGACUUAUUUAUUGUUUGGGCGUGUAAGAAAGAAUUAAAAAUUUUAAAUUCAAUUUUUAAAUUUGGAAUUAGAUUGAAGUGUUAAUGUUAAACGAUUACUAUUACUUAUUAGUUAUAACAUUUUGAUGUAUUUGUUUUGUACUUUUAUACGGAGUAGUAGUAUUUUAAUUCUAAUCUCGUCACUGAUGUAUAAUUUUUUUUUAAAAUGGAUAACCAACAUAUUGCCAAGAAAGGAAAGAAGGUGAUUCAUCAUUCUUUAUGAAAGUGGAUUGUCAAACUUAUCUAUAUUGAAUGAGAUUUUGUCAAUAAUAUAGAUGUAUAUUCCAUUAUUGAUGAGUUUUUUUACUCUAAAGUGGUGGCUCUGGCACAACUUAAAUAAUGUUUUGAUUAAAGCAUUGACUUUUUUUUAAGUAUUGACAUAUCAUUAUGCAUGUGUCUUCAAAUUAUAUUUCUCAGCCCGUCUAUUGUAACGUUCUGGAUUCGCCCCUGGCCGCAGUUAGACUGUACACCCUAGUCACCACAGUUUUUGGCAAAGGGUACAUCUCUCUCUCCAGAGAUUGACAAAGUUAUUGACCGAGCGGGGGCAACGGAAUCAGUCAUUUGGAUUCGAACAGUCCAUGCUUGUAUUUCGUGAUUGUGUUUUAUCACCUCGAUGAGGGAAAAAGGUUUAGAGAAAGAAACUCCAGAAUGUGGAGAAAGUGAUUUAUGCAAAGGAGAAGAAUUUGGAGCUGAAAAUCUAGAAAUUUAUUUUCACGAAAAUGUUAGGGAAAACAAUCGAAUUAGGGUUUCAAUUGAUAGGAUCAGUGCAUUACCGGAUUGCUUACUUGUUCACAUCAUAUCUUUACUCGGUAUGAAGAAAGCUGCUAGUACGAGUAUUUUGGGGAAAAGAUGGCAAUUUCUUUGGACUGAAUUACCGAGCCUUCAAUUCGACUCCUAUGGUUGGGCUAAAAGUAAGGAAAGUGAGAUUACAUCUGACUUUGUCGCUUGGGUUAAUAGGAUCAUUGCUACUCGUCGUGGAAAUUAUCUUGAGAAGUUGAAGGUUACUUUCAAGUAUGAGGAUUGCUUCUCUACAGAUGUUGAUAACUGGAUCCAGUUUGCCUUGGAAAGUAAGGUGAAAGAAGUUAGUUUGGAAAUGAACAACAGUCAAGAUUUCUACAUUCUUCAUGAAAUGAUUUAUUCAAAUUCAUCCUUGACUUCAUUGUAUUUAGAAGGUUGCAUUUUGGAUCCUCAAAGAACAAUCAAGUGGUGGUCAUUGACUAAAUUAGAAAUAUCAGGAGUGAAUUUGCCUCAGUCUGUAGUUGAAAAGAUAUUAUCUGGUUGUCCUGUUUUGAAAUUCUUGGAUCUGAGUGAGUGUUAUGGUUUCACGUGUUUGGAGAUCAACUCUCAAAAUCUACGUCAACUGCAAAUAAGGGACUCUGAAGGUGAUGAAAGUGAGGGUUUCCUGCAAAUUUCAGCACCCUAUAUAACAAAUUUGAGUCUUUGGUUGUAUCCUAUGGGAAGACAGAUAAACCUCAAAGACAUCUCAUCUCUUGUUAGUGCUAAUAUUGAUUUUAUUGAACCCUUUUGGGAUAUAAUAAUUCCUGAGAAAGUGCUGAGUAGUACGAAAGAAAUUUUUGAAAAGAUUCAUCACGUCAAGGAGCUUGAACUGUGUCCUGAACCCCUUAAGGUGUGUAUUGAUGUUCCAGAUUUUCUUUUCCACUAUUAUGUCUAAAAAAUUGAAAUUGAAAUGAUCUAGCCUAACUUAUAAAAUAAUAUCUUAGUGGAAUUCAUUUAUGUUGUCUCUCAAUUGAAUAGUCUCAUUGAAUUUCUAUAUUUCCAAAUGGUCUU
Messenger RNA from Cuscuta epithymum, 6685 nucleotides. The record is from the annotation of a GenBank genome assembly. Lineage: Eukaryota; Viridiplantae; Streptophyta; Magnoliopsida; Solanales; Convolvulaceae.